This is a messenger RNA of Drosophila busckii, 583 nucleotides long. Its product is annotated as sex-regulated protein janus-A. Gene Ontology annotation, molecular function: protein histidine phosphatase activity. Gene Ontology annotation, biological process: peptidyl-histidine dephosphorylation. Gene Ontology annotation, cellular component: cytosol. The transcript has 4 exons. The coding region runs from base 41 to 475 and encodes 144 amino acids. The record is from RefSeq and is a predicted model, not a curated record. NCBI's taxonomy places the organism in Eukaryota, Metazoa, Arthropoda, Insecta, Diptera, Drosophilidae.
UCCACUAUAAUGGCUGACAGCACUAGUGUUUCGUUUCAAGAUGUUCCGAUUACUCAAAUCAGCUGUUUCUCAUCAGAGCGUUGGUUCAAGAUUAUUAAAAAUGAGCGCUAAAGACUUGGCCGACGUACCUUUGGUGGACAUAGAUCCUCAAGGCAUCUAUAAGUACAUUUUGAUCAAGGUCUAUGGCAAGGAAAAGUCAAAUGGCGAUGAGCCCAGCAUUAAAAUUGUUCGCGGCUAUGCUAAUUGCGAAUGGCAUGCUGAUAUAUAUGAUCGCGUGCAGGCAAUUUGUAAAAGAACUGGUCUGGAUACAGAGUGUCUGGGUGGAGGUCGGAUUGAACAUAACCCCGACAAGAAAUAUAUAAAAGUUUAUGGGCAUUCAACAGGUUUUGGUAAAGCUGAUCACUUGGAAUCAAAACGUAUUUUGCUAACCGAGUAUAAGGAUUACGAAAUUGAAACCUCCGAUGAAGGCUAUUAGUUCGAGGAGCUGCUAACUCUAUUCAGUCAUAUUUGUAAAUCUAAUUUUCAGCUAAAUCGUGUCUGAUUAAACUGUUUUGUAAACAAAGUAGUCUUGUUGAUAUUCCAU